GAGCUGGCGGAGCAUCGCGUGGAGCUUGCGGAGAGGCAGCAGCAGGUCAGCCAACUGCAACAAGUUCUCGCAGAGUCCCAGGCUGAAGUCCGCAAGCUGAGCGAGCGCGUGGUUCCAGAACCAGGCGACGUCGCUCCGCUGCCAGCCCUCCAGCGGCGGUUGCGGAAGCUGGAGGAUGCGGACCAGACCCUGGCCAGGGAUGUGCUGGUGCACUUGCAAGACAGGGAGCACAAAAUCGAGACCCUGGCCUCCACAGUGGCGCUUCUUCGCCAGACGGUGGACGACCUCCAGCCCGAAAAG
Messenger RNA from Symbiodinium pilosum, 300 nucleotides. Lineage: Eukaryota; Dinophyceae; Suessiales; Symbiodiniaceae. The record is from the annotation of a GenBank genome assembly.